This is a messenger RNA of Bombus pyrosoma, 6731 nucleotides long. It is a transcript of the gene step, whose product is annotated as cytohesin-1. The record is from RefSeq and is a predicted model, not a curated record. Gene Ontology annotation, biological process: regulation of ARF protein signal transduction. The transcript is spliced from 8 exons. The coding region runs from base 2443 to 3645 and encodes 400 amino acids. Lineage: Eukaryota; Metazoa; Arthropoda; Insecta; Hymenoptera; Apidae. Gene Ontology annotation, molecular function: guanyl-nucleotide exchange factor activity.
AGCAACCUGGCAAAAAUCUAGGUUUUCCCUGUCAGAGCGCACGCGCUCUCUCUCUCUCUCUCUCUCUCUCUCUUUCUACUUUUCCAUUGUGUACAUCCCGUAAACAAAACGAAAUUUUCUUUUCCUCGAGAAAAUCUACGGGAUUCGUUCAACUCUGAUUCUCGUCUCGUAGCAUCUAACUGUCUGAUAAAGAGUUAUAAAACGUUCGAAAUUUUUUGAACGUAUACCUUCCAUCUGUCAACAAAAAUGCAGCUUCUCGUAGCAUUAAAGAGAGAGACAGAGCAAAGAAGAUUGAGCGACCGAGCAAGAGAUUUACUGGAAUUCGGGAAUCUCGCGGAAACAAUUUUAUACCCAUUAGCGAUCGAUAUUGUACAGUAUUCAAGAAAAAAAGAGACCUUUCCAUGCAUUCGUCGUUUCGAUAUCUUUUUUGUUUACAUUCGCGUAUCUUGAAACAAAAUAUCUUGGUGAAUCGCACGAUUACGCAAAACGUCGUAUCGCGUGAUAUACCUAUACACGCGUUGGGACGGUCCCAAUCUCGUUGGAAAUACGAUAGUACUGUUAUCGUUACAGCGUCGUUAAUGUUGCUGACAAUCACGGAACGUAGUAUCAAGAUCGGCGACGAGAUGGUUUCUUAAUGUUAUGGUAUCCAUCGAAGGUAUUGUAUCGAGAGUUAACGGUAUUGCAAUUAGGAUCUAUGAGACCCUUUCUGAUUUGUGAAACACGGCUAUCGACCCCGUUAUACGUUCCUCGUGCCAUCGACGAAGCAACAGUUUCUAAUUGUUCCGCUCGGCCACGUAACCUAGCCUAAUCCGAACGGCGCGACUUUCCGUUCGUCGCGCGAAAGGAAGAGGUUAGCGUACCCGUUCGAAUUACAUAACCUCGCGCGGAGGUCGAGACACGGGAUCAUACGGUACCCUUGCGACGUAGCGCAGGUGGCAGAACGCAUUAUGAAUGGCGUAUGAAACGCGGUGCACCAUUUCCUCCUCCUUUUCUCCUCCCUCCGUCGUUCUUCUGUUGUAUUUUCAUGUUUACGCUCACUCGGCAAACGAGCAAAUUAUACGCUACAGUCACCUUAUUAGCUUCCGACACUCGUUCGCGUUUUAUUAUCCCCAUGAUCGUGUCAUUCCGAUUCAAUUUUAUCACGGUAUGUUACUUCUUUGAAAUUUUUCUUCUGCACUAUCGUUUAAUCGCUCGAUUUUUGUUUCCUUUUAUUAGGGCUUAAAUUAUAGCUGGUACGCGCCUAACGUUCGAAGGAAGAAGCGCAACCUAAGUUCGUGGUGCUUAAAGGUUAACGCUUUGAGAUUCUAGUGGUAGUAUUUUUGCCGCAGCAUUUAAAUUGUUCGAGCGUCGUCGUUAGUAAUACUAUUCAGUUGUACAAGGUGUCUCAUAAUUACGGCACGACUAACAAGUUGAACGACCUUCUAUUCGACUAAACAACUAAAGAAGCGUAAAACGAUAUUUCAAAAGUUCGGAAAAUUGUUUUACCUAAAAAUGAUGCGUCGAUAAAUACCGUGUGAGUUCAAUUCGACACGAAGUUACUUAUAUACGAUACAUUCUUAUAUUUUUAUCAAUCCUCUGUGAUCGGUAUCUCGUCUUAUUGCUCAUUCUUUUUUUAAAAACGAUCGAUGCGAUGAAAAAUCCGUGUCUUCUGUUACGUGAUUGUAUGCAUUGAUCUUACACACGCACGACUGGAGUGCUAAUUAUAGGGACGAAAGUGUCCUAAGAAUAUAACGAAUAAUGUCAAUCUAUUAUAAUGAUCCUGCAUUAGUGAAGCAACAUAUUCGUCUUUCGCGUACAGCAUACAUAAGUAUUUCUAAUAAAAAAAUAUAUAUAAUAAAAACGUUAUAAUUUGGACAACGGUCAAUUACUUGCAUAUCGUUCAGUUACAAAUAUCGCUCGAACGAUGAGGAGAUCAAAAAAAGAUAUAGCAGCACGUAUGAUCUCGAUGACAAUAGAUGAAAGUUUUGCAAAAAGCGGUUCAAGGUUUUUAUAAUAAAAGCUACUUAUUUGCCACUUGUUCCCCUUCGAAGUCUAAUCCUAUUUGCGUUUAUUCAGUGCGUGUACCACGACCCCAGCCUUAAUUCGAAAGACCUAUUUUUAGAUCUGUCGUUAAAUUGCUUCUAAUGAGGCCCCUUCCUCGGCUUGACUGGCAUCGAGGAUGCGCUAUUGUGUUCGAACGCUGCUCCAAUCGAGACCGGUUGUCGUUCAAUCAAGUUCACGAUCAAUUAUUAAUCGUUCGCAUCUGUUUGUUUAAUUGAUUCGCGAACGAGCUUCUGUUUCCCUUUUGUAUGCCGACACGCCACGAGACCGAAGAAUGGAACACGUAAUUGACGCCAGAACACCAGAAGAUUCUAAUAGACAUCAGGCGAAAGAAGACGGAGCUGCUACUCGAGAUACAACGGUCCGUCGUCUGAUCCAUGUGGAUCCUGACCCUCGACAUCCAUGACGUCAAGCUCUCGUUGUGGCGGCGGACGAGGAUGGCUCUGCUGGUGCUCGUGCUCCGUUAUCUGGUUCUGCCCUGGCAAACGAGCUCGAAAGCAACUGAAAGAUGAGCUGGGCGAAGUGGUGGCCGAGAUGGAAGCGAUGGAGGGCGGCGGUCUCGCGGCCGACGAGACCAAGCCGUCGAACAAGGCGAAACAGACGUCGAUCGGCCGUAAGAAGUUCAACAUGGACCCUAAGAAGGGAAUCGAGUACCUGAUCGAGCACAAUCUGCUGGCUCCGACGCCCGAGGACGUCGCCCAGUUCCUCUACAAGGGCGAGGGCCUGAACAAAACCGCGAUCGGCGACUACCUCGGCGAACGACACGACUUCAACGAGAGGGUGUUGCGAGCGUUCGUCGAACUGCACGAUUUCACAGACCUGAUCCUGGUACAAGCUCUUCGACAGUUCCUCUGGUCGUUCAGAUUACCCGGUGAGGCGCAGAAGAUCGACCGGAUGAUGGAGUGUUUCGCGCAAAGGUACUGCCAGCUGAACCCGAACAUAUUCACGAACACGGACACCUGUUACGUGCUCAGCUUCGCCAUCAUUAUGUUGAACACGUCGCUGCACAAUCCGAGCGUCAAGGAUAAGCCCAGCGUGGAACAGUUCAUUUCCAUGAACCGUGGCAUCAACAAUGGCGGCGACCUACCUCGCGAACUCCUUGUGAGCUUAUACGAAAGUAUAAAGACGGAACCGUUCAAGAUACCGGAAGACGACGGGAACGAUCUGAUGCACACGUUCUUCAACCCUGACAAGGAAGGCUGGCUCUGGAAGCAAGCAGGCGGACGCUACAAGAGCUGGAAGAGACGAUGGUUCAUAUUAAACGACAACUGUCUGUAUUACUUCGAGUACACGACCGACAAGGAGCCACGAGGCAUCAUUCCGCUGGAAAACAUUCAGGUCAGAGAGGUGCAGGAUCGGCACAAGCCGCAUUGCUUCGAGCUAUACGCCGCCGGCUCCGAGUUCAUCAAAGCGUGCAAGACGGACAGCGAGGGAAAAGUUGUCGAAGGCAAACACACCGUGUACAGAAUGUCUGCGGCCACGGACGAAGAGAAAGAAGAAUGGAUCAAAUGCGUGCGGCAAAGCAUAUCGCACAAUCCCUUCUACGACAUGCUUGCAGCCAGGAAAAAGAAGGCGCAAAAGACAAAUGUACAUUCGAAGAGUUAAACUUUACCAUGGACACAGCUUCUAGAGAAGCCUGGUGAGACACAAGACUGUCUAUUCACGAGCCUACGUCCCUAUCAGGAUCGUGAAAUACAAUCAAACUAAUCUGUACGGAGGUCCAUCCGACUGCGCUGAUUUAGCAGAAGACAUACAGAUGUUCGCUUCACCUGUUGAUGAAUGUUCGUCAACGUAGUUUAAGCGACACGCAAGACACAGGGACAAAUAUGAAAGGAAGGGGAAAACGAUGCUAUUGAUUGAGGAUCGUUCGACAUUAUGUUUUGUAUAAGAAUUUACGCUGCGUUUUAGGGGCCUAGAUGUGUAUUAUUUAAACAGAUUUCGACGAUAGACACGAAACGUUUCCCUAAAAGAUGAACGAGUAGAGAGAGAGAGAGAGAGAGAGAGAGAGAGAGAGGGAGAGAGAGAGAGAGAGGGAGAGAGAGAGAGAGAGAGAGGGAGAGAGAGAGAGAGAGAGAGAGACGUUGAAAGCUGUAGCAACUUUGAAGGUAGUAGACCGUAUACACAUCCAACGAUCUCGUCGACGGUGCUGGACAAGUUCGAAUUAGACGCGAAAAGACUACUUUUUCUUUUCGUAGAAUUCGCAAAAAGAUAGGUAAAAGAUGUUCUGAGGGAAGCUUCGGCGGAAUGUUUGGGGAAGUUCAUAGAAGAAUAUGACGCGUGUAGCUUAUCGAUCGAUGGGAUGAUAGAUUCGUCCAGAACAAAGAAGAGACAAUUUUGGAAAGAGUGAAAUCUUUCUUAUUUUCUGGCAGCUUUAGAGAAUUACCGAAACUCGAUAUUGCUUCGAGCAAUCCAAAUAUGCGUAAAAUAUUUAUUUUAUACGGAACCUUCGCGCGUGACAAUGCCGUUUCGCGUUCUUUGCAAGAAAGAAGAAGAACCGGAGGUUCUUUACCUCCAACCGAAGGUGAUUAGGAAGUGUAAUGGAACAAAGACUUUACAGACAAUUAUAAACGGACAUUAAACGCGAGAACGAAUUGGUAAGACGCGUGCAUUAAUGUGAUAGUUGUGUAUUUAUUUGAGAGAAGAAUGAAAAGUGUAUAGAUAAGACUAGUUCAAAACGUUUCCUCGAUAUGCCAGAAAUCAUCUUAAACUGUACAUUGUCGUACAGUUUGUAAGUAUGGCAUGUUAGCCAAUUACGUGACAGUAGGUUAGAACGAUUUGCGUUUUUUUCGUUUGAAUUAUAUAUAUAUAAAUAUAAAUAUAUACAUAUAUAUAAAUAUACAUAUUACGCACGAGGCGCGUAACUUUGUGCAUUAUAUAUAUCGCAAUAUAAUAGUUAUGAUAGUACGCGAAAGUUGAAUAGUAACUUGAUAAGAUCCAAUUAAGAGCCUGCAUCCUGACAGUAUUUAAAUUCUCGCAACAAAAAACUGAAAUGUAAGCUUAAUUUACAGAAGCGUGGAUUCGCGUUAUCUACGAAAUCGAUAGAUUUGUUAUUAUGCGUUAAAAAUAACUUAUUCGUCUAGGUUAUUCUUCUUGCUUUUUCAUUUUUAAAUGAUUUACGCAAAGAAAAAUAUAUCACGAUAGAUUUUUCGAAUAUAUUUGGUAAUGAUCUUUGUAGAUAACCGCAACAUUUUUUAUAUUACAAAGUGUAUCGAUUGUCGCUAGUCAAGCUCUUUCUACUUAUCGAGCCCUUUUUACACGAAAUAGCGCAUUUCAAAUGUUCAAAUGUUCAAAUGUUCAAAUGUUUAUUUGUUAUUAAGUAGUUGCCGAAGCAGAUUUUACACUACUCGCUAUUGUUCUCCGAUUCUAGUUUAAGAAAUCGUACCGAUCCGUCUUCGUGUCGCAAUUUCUAAACGUAGGUCCAUCUUAGCGAUUACCUAGCGAGCUUAAAUCAUAAUCGUACCAAUACAUAGAGGAAAGACAAGAAGAUAAAAAGGAAAGGCAAAGAUGCGGGUGCCUUUGAGAUCUUGUUCAAGCUAGUCGUAACAAUUAAUCCGUCAUAUGCAAGGAGUAUGUAAUAAAACUCCAGGAUUAAUUAUGUUCUCUUUUUUUUUUCUUGCUACAUACGAGAGAGUCAGACAUCGAAGAAGCCUUAUUAUACAUACAUUAAAUAAUGAAACGCAGAAGUAAUUAUAUAGGGCCAAGACUAAUAGGAUAUAAGUUUUUUAACGUCACGCUACUCAUGGUAGGAUGUAUAACUGUUCCGCGAGACAGUAAUUUGUACCCAAUUGUAGUUUUCGAAGAAACGCAUUAUUUCUAUUCGACUAUUGGACAGACAAUUGAUUCGUGGUUACCGACCCGUCCUUGAAUCAUCUUUGUACAGACUAUUUUCUCUUUUUUCUUUCCUUUCUUCAACUGCCUGCAACCACAUUAUACAAACAAUUCGAGGGACACCACGUUGGUCAUUAUUCGUCUGUAAUAUUUAUCCAACAGCGUCGAUGAUUCCUUCCUUCCGCAAUGCUGCAGUAACGAUAGAUAUAAAAAAAACUGGUCACGCAUUGUUAAGGAGUUGUGUAAAGUUAGUUUAGGAGAAUUGCUUAACGUGUUCACAUCCUUCAUAUCAUGUUUCCUUGAAGAAUUGUUUGUAGGUUGAUGUAAUAUAAUUUGUACUUUAUUUGGGGAAAGAUUGAUUAAUUACAUUUACUACUACACCAAGUUAUUGAAGCAACACGCUGAUGUGCAGAGAUGUAAAAUUGUUCGAAUACCUAUUUUAAAAAGAGUAACGAUACGACUUACGAAAAAUUUUUUCAUAAGAAAUAAAGUGUUAAAAAGAGAAGAAAAAUCAAACCGAAAAAUAUGUGAAGUUAUAAUUUAGUCUAAAAUACUCUAAUCAAAACGAUUAAUUGAAUUUGAAAAUAAGAGAGCACAAAUUUUGUUUCUUGAUGAAGAAUUCGUCAAGUAAUAAAAAUGAUGCACACUUGCAAGUAAUAAAGCUUGCGUAUUAGUAAAGUGAUUUAUUCAAUCUAAGAAUUGUAUAAAGAAAACUGUAUUUUACAGUGCAGAAUUGUAUAUUUCGUUGUAUAUUAUUUUCACUCGAUAAUUGUUAUGUAUUCAUACAGAUCUGUGUACUGUAUUUACGAUCUUAUAUGUAUUAAUUUAAACGUAAUUAAUAAAUAUUUCCAUUUCGUAAAAAA